Molecule: messenger RNA, 3374 nt
Organism: Anopheles darlingi
Lineage: Eukaryota; Metazoa; Arthropoda; Insecta; Diptera; Culicidae
Gene: Fatp1
Product: long-chain fatty acid transport protein 4
Exons: 7
Coding region: 380-2524 (714 amino acids)
Biological process (GO): triglyceride homeostasis
Cellular component (GO): endoplasmic reticulum
Molecular function (GO): long-chain fatty acid transmembrane transporter activity; long-chain fatty acid-CoA ligase activity
Source: RefSeq, a predicted model, not a curated record
AGUGCCGCGCGCUCCCAGUUCACAAUGUACCGUUGCCGAUCGCAGAUCGCGUGGUGUGUAGCGAGUGCGUCGUUCACGUUGGCCUAGGACGCACGUGAAGGGUAUCGUGUAUCGUGUGAAACACCCAAGUACGAAAAGUGAACCAACCUUUGGAAAGCCCAAUCCACCGGUGAGAUGGUGACAGGAAGUGAACGUCGCAUCUAGUGUCAUCCGAGUGUAGCGAGUUACUUAGAACCACACAUAGUACCAUUACAUUCACCUUUGAGAAGCGGGCGCAUCUCCAGCGCCAACCGGACCUGCUGAAAGAAACCUUCCCUGCCCACCAGGGGCCAAACAGUGGAGCUACUAGCGGUGCUUGGAUUAAUUAUCAAUAUUCACGAUGAAUAACAAUGAAACGGUGCCGACGAUAGUGGACGUGGAGAAGGGACAGCCGGAACAUGAGGUGGCGCGGCAGCGGCAAACGGCGGCGACCACAGCGGUUACGCAUGCCAACGGCGGUGAUGGAGGAGCGACCGAGCGAUCCAGCGAUUUCAGCAGUAAGCGACCGACCGUCGGACGGCUAGUGUUGCUGUACGUGCUUCAGUUCACCAGCGUCGGUGCAUCGAUCGCGGCCGUUGUGCUCAUCUGGUACUACAUGGGUUGGGAGUUUGGAUUACCGGCGCUCCUGAUCACGCUAGCCGCGGUCUUCAUCGCGAGCGGCUGGUGGCGAUGGUGGUACAUUGCGUUCGUGACCGCACCGCGCGAUAUCAAAGCACUGACGAGGUACAUUAAGCUGCUUCGAUUGGUGAAGCGACACGCGAAGAAUAAUGCCACGAUCGGCGACAUCUUCUCGGAGUUCGUUUCGAAGCAACCGGAGAAGACGUGCCUGGUGUGCGAAGGUCGUUCCUGGACGUUCCGCGAGGUGAACGAUUAUGCGAACCGCCUAGCGAACGUGUUCCACUCGCACGGCUACAAACAUGGCGAUGUGGUUGGGUUGCUGCAGGAGAACCGUCCCGAGUUUGUGGCGACCUGGUUAGGACUGUCGAAGCUGGGCGUGAUCGUACCACUGAUCAAUCACAACCUCCGGAAGAAUGCUCUGGUGCACAGUGUUACGGUUGCCAACUGUAGUGCCCUGAUCUACGGCGAGGCGUUGGCUGAUGCGGUGGCUGAAAUAACCGAUACCCUACCAUCAUCGGUCGCUCUGUAUCAGGUGAAUGAGGCCGUGCAGCGACCGGUUCUUGCGAACGCCAAAGAUCUGGCUACCUUGAUGCAGUCCGCCUCGAAGGAAUUACCGACGAGUGGUAUCAAGAAACCGGACCAUCACGACAAGUUGAUCUACAUCUACACUUCCGGUACUACGGGACUUCCGAAGGCGGCCGUCAUUACACACUCGAGGUACAUCUUUAUCGCUGCCGCCAUUUCAAUCGUGGCCGGAUUCCGUUCAGAUGACACGUUCUACACACCGUUACCACUGUAUCAUACGGCGGGUGGCAUGAUGAGCAUCGGUCAGGCUCUGAUCUUCGGUGCAACCGUUGUGACGCGCAAGAAGUUCUCGGCCUCGCAGUUCUUCACCGACUGCCAGAAGUACAACUGCACGAUUGCACAGUACAUCGGUGAGAUGUGCCGUUACAUCCUAGCCACACCGGUUUCGGCGACCGACAAGGCGCACAAGGUACGGUUGAUAUUCGGUAAUGGACUUCGCCCCCAGAUAUGGCCACAGUUUGUGAGCCGGUUCAACAUACCACGGGUGGCCGAAUUCUACGGCGCUACUGAGGGCAAUGCUAACAUCGUGAACAUUGACAAUACGGUCGGUGCGAUCGGGUUCGUAUCGCGGAUUAUUCCGAUUGUGUAUCCGAUUUCGAUCAUCCGUGCUGAUCCGGCGACCGGGUACAGUGAACCGCUUCGGGGUAAGGACGGCCUGUGCCAGCUUUGCAAACCGGACGAACCCGGUCUGUUCAUUGGCAAGAUCAUCCCGAACAAUCCAUCGCGAGCGUUCCUCGGCUACGUCGACAAGGGUGCUACGGAGAAGAAGAUCGUGCGGGACAUCUUCCGGAAGGGAGACGCGGCGUUCCUGUCCGGUGAUCUGCUGGUGGCGGACGAGCGGGGUAAUCUGUUCUUCAAGGAUCGCACCGGUGACACGUUCCGAUGGAAGGGUGAAAACGUGUCCACUAGUGAGGUGGAAGCGGAGGUCAGUAAUGCGGUCGGAUACAGGGAUACCGUGGUGUACGGUGUCGAGGUACCGAAUUUAGAAGGACGUGCCGGUAUGGCGGCCAUCCUGGAUCCGGAGCGGCAGGUGGAUUUGGAAGUGCUGGCACGCACCAUCAAGGACACGCUUCCGUCCUAUGCCCGGCCACAGUUUGUGCGUUUGUUAUCGAAGGUCGACAUGACCGGUACGUUUAAGCUGAAGAAGCUCGAUCUACAGGAGGAAGGCUUCGAUCCGAGUGCGAUCGAGGAUUCGGUUUACUAUCUCACCUCGAAGGGACAGUACGAGCUGCUGACUCCGGAGAUUUACGAAAAGAUCAAGCGCGGUGAAGUGCGGCUGUAGGGAGUGAACAGGAUGGAUGCCUGGGCACGACUCGGCCAUUAUGUUAUUGUUCAUAUCAGGUCUUAUAUGAAGCUGAGUCGUAUGAGAAAUCGUGUGUUUAUGAACUGUUUACGCUCUUUUGUAUACUGAAGGCUGUUUUUCCUGUUUAAGAAAUACGAACGAGAACAUUUUCUACUAAAAGUUAUCUUGUACGUUAUACCUUUCUCUCUAACUGAAACAUUCCCUCGUUCUAUCUGCUCGACAAGGUGGCACGCAGGGCACGCAUAGAACCGUACCUUAGAACAAUGUAUCCGAUCGUAUCCUACCUGUACUGCAGGGUUCUGUACCGUAUUGUUAACAUUCGUACGCAAUGGCCACUUGAAGAAAUAGCUGGAGUAUUUUUAUCCGUGUAUUUUAGUGUGGCACGUGAACGCAACAACGAAUGGUAGCGCAGCUGAGGCGAGAAAGCAUGGGUUGAUAAAGGCUAAUUUGAUAAUAAAAUGAACAAAUCGUUGACUGGUGAAAACAAGCGCUGGAGUGACUUUUCAAGACAAUAUCCUACUUCUUCCAUCCCUCGCACUAGCGAGCCGUAGUGUUGCAUUUAAUACGCGAAGAUACUGAUUAGCUGAAUAAAUGAAUCAAGAGACAAGCGUUUGUUCAGAGUCCUUUGAUGAAUAGUUCUUCCAUCGAUUUCUUGCUAUCCUGUUAACAGAAUGUUGCAUACUUCUGAGCGAUUUCUCGAUAUCGUAGACAUCUCUAAGCAAUGGGAGGCUAUACAACCAGACCGAUAGUAACAACCACCAGCGGCGAUAGACUUUGGCCCCCACGAAGGCUGCACGCCAAGCUAUGCCCUUUAUGGCAGCUUAUCGUA